UUUUUUUUCAUAUUCUCAACAGCAACAAAUGUCCACAUCGCCGUCAGUGAUUUCCGCCAGCCGUCAGAGCGUGCUUCAGCGCACAUUGGGCGUCCUCGGCGGCGGGCAGCUCGGUCGCAUGAUGGCCGACGCCGCUCACCGCCUGGGCGUCCGCAUUGUUGUUCUGGAUCCCACUCCCAACAGCCCAGCUGGACAAGCUGCGGACAAGCAGAUCGUCGGCGACUUUAAGAACGCAGAGUGCAUCGCCGAGCUCGCUGCAGAGUGCGACGUGCUGACGGUCGAGAUUGAGCACGUUAACGUGGACGCACUCGAGGCGUCGGCGGCCAAGUGCUCCAUCCAGCCAUCGCCAGCGACCAUCCGAAUCAUCCAGAACAAGUUCGUCCAGAAGCAGCACUUGCAUGCGCGCGGCAUUGCGCUCGGCGAGUUUGCCGAGGUCGUCGCGGGCGGCCGCCAGGGUGUCAUGGACGCCGCUGCCCGUUUCGGAUACCCGCUCAUGCUCAAGGCAAAGUGCCUGGCGUACGACGGUCGUGGCAACGCUGUCGUCAAGUCAGAGCAGGACAUUGAUGCAGCCAUCGCCUCGCUGUCCGGCGCUGCUGCUGGCGGCCUCUAUGCCGAAAAGUGGGUCCCAUUCACGCGCGAGCUUGCCGUUAUGGUGGCUCGCGGGCUCGACGGCAAGGUCGUCUCGUACCCCGCUGUCGAGACGUUCCAACGCAACAGCAUUUGCCACACGGUUGUUGCGCCCGCCCAAAUCUCGGGCGAGAUUCUUGCGCGUGCCGCCGCCGUUGCCGAAGCUGCGAUCGCCACCUUCGACGGUGCUGGUAUCUUUGGCGUCGAGCUGUUUCUGCUUGCUGACGGAACCGUUCUACUCAACGAAAUUGCCCCACGCCCUCACAACUCGGGCCACUACACAAUCGAAGCUUGCCACACUUCUCAGUUUGAGCAACACAUUCGCGCCGUGAUGGGACUGCCACUUGGCUCGCCUGCGAUGCGCGUCGGUGCAUCGGUCAUGGUGAAUGUGCUUGGCUCUGGUUCUUCCGACCAGGACUUUGAUAACACUUGGGCAUUGUGCAGCUCGUCGCUCUCACUGCCGUCGUCUACUAGCAUUCAUUGGUAUGGAAAGGAGGGCGUCCGCAACGGGCGCAAGGUUGGGCAUGUGACCAUCACUGGCCCGUUCAUGCCCGACGUCCAGGCCGCAUUGCGCGCGCUCGGCCCGUCGUUUGCAGACUCGCCCGUGCUCGAAUCCACCUUCAAACUUGCCCCAGUCGUGAGCGUGAUUAUGGGCUCUGACUCUGACUUGAAGACCAUGACGGCAGCGGCCCAGAUUUUGACGCAGUUUGGCGUGCCGUUCGAGCUGACCAUUGUCUCGGCGCACCGCACUCCGCAGCGAAUGAUGGACUUUGCCAAAACGGCACACACCCGUGGUAUCAAGGUCAUCAUUGCGGCUGCAGGCGGUGCUGCGCAUUUGCCAGGCAUGGUUGCUGCCAUCACCCCUUUGCCCGUGAUUGGCGUGCCCGUGCCCCUCAGCUACCUCGAUGGUCAAGACUCCCUGUACAGCAUCGUCCAGAUGCCCCGCGGUGUCCCAGUGGCCACCGUCGCGAUUGGCAACUCGACGAACGCCGCACUGCUCGCCGUCCGCAUUCUCUCCGUCCAAGCGCCUUCAUUGCUCGAAAAGAUGAUUCAGUACCAAGAGUCUAUGGAGCGCGAAGUCCUCGGCAAGGUGGACAAGCUUGAGCAAGUCGGUUGGUCCUCGUACACUGCCGCUGGCCACUAAAAGCUUGAGAGGUUUUGAUGAUUUUGCAGCAUGAGUACCAUACGAUUUCAAUCAGAGCGUUGAUACUGGAUUAUCAUUGAAUCAUGAAUCUUUUUUGAUAAAGCACCGUGUUCAUG
Messenger RNA from Capsaspora owczarzaki ATCC 30864, 1887 nucleotides. RefSeq names its product phosphoribosylaminoimidazole carboxylase. Gene Ontology annotation, molecular function: ATP binding; metal ion binding; phosphoribosylaminoimidazole carboxylase activity. The transcript is spliced from 4 exons. Bases 29 to 1771 code for a protein of 580 amino acids. NCBI's taxonomy places the organism in Eukaryota, Filasterea, Ministeriida, Capsasporidae. The record is from RefSeq and is a predicted model, not a curated record. Gene Ontology annotation, biological process: 'de novo' IMP biosynthetic process.